AGAACCACGGAGUCGUCGAGGAUUACCGCUACCGCCUGUCCUGCAGCUGCUAAUUGCCUUGCGAUUUUACGCAACAGGCACUUUCCAGCUUAUUCGAAGAUGGGCGUGUGCAGGGACUGCUGCUGGGAGACCCACAGUUGCCAUACCUGUUCACGCCCAUACCAGAGCAGUCAGUCCGUACAGAUGCAGAGCAGAGGUACUCAUGGCUCAUGCUCGGACGAGGAAUCGGUGGAAAGGGUGUUCAGUGUUUGGAAGCAGCGCUUUCCCUGCUUGCAGCUUGUUUUACGAAACAAGCUGCAGACAACAGCAGCUAUCAUUGUUGUCUGUGCCAUUUGUCACAGCAUUGGUAUCAGGCACAAUGAUUAUAUGGAAGAAGCUGAGCUGCAGGCAACAAUGAUGUGCCAAUCCCACCAGUUCCUCUGCGACCUGGGCGCGCCAUGGCCAUCAGGAACGAGUUCAUCAUCCGGCAUUUCAUUCCUGUUGCUGCCGCCAGUCAUGGCUCCACUCAAGUGCUCGGUGCUGCCCCUCAGCGGCAACGUGCAGUUCCAGCCCCUCGUGUGCCAGCUGUGUGCGCAGAGCAGUGUCAUCAUCCUCGGUGGGCAUGACCAGGAACAUUCAUACAUGCAGAAAUUACAUCAUAUUGAAGAUAAUUUAUUAUUUAAUGAUUUUGCAUGUUAUUUAGACAAACACAUUUCAGGGAAAUUGUGGGCAAACUUUGCCUAGGCUUGUAGUAAGCACUCAUGUGGUUUACCACUGAACUACCCUUGUUUGUUUAAAAAUAAAUAACAAUAUUCUUCUACAA
Bacillus rossius redtenbacheri is the source of this 802-nucleotide messenger RNA. RefSeq lists its product as uncharacterized. NCBI's taxonomy places the organism in Eukaryota, Metazoa, Arthropoda, Insecta, Phasmatodea, Bacillidae. The record is from RefSeq and is a predicted model, not a curated record. The transcript is spliced from 5 exons. Bases 100 to 723 code for a protein of 207 amino acids.